AUGCUGAAGUUAGCUUUGUUCGUUUGUUUCAUCGGAUUGGCGGUGUCCUACGACUUUAAGGAUCCAUUCUACAAUGAGGUACUGCUGGAGGACAUGCUCGACGAGUCGGUAGACAACGUCAUGUUGUCCCGUUUCCGCCGAUCGGCAUCGGACUCGCUGGACGAAAAGUGUAAGCGUCGGUACAAGUGCUGCAACGACGUGAACACGGAGAAUCUCGACAAGAUCAAGGAGGUUAAGAAGCAAUGCUUCACCGAGGUACGCAACAAGAACAAGGCUGAUAAGACUUACGAACCAGUUGAUAUGUUCUCUUGCGAACGGCUGAACAACACGAAGACGGAAGUUAUCUGUGCCAUGGAGUGUGUUGCCCGCAAGAAGGAAAUAUUGAAUGAAGAUGGCACCCUGAUGGAGGAAAAGCUUCUGGAAUUCACCCGAACCAACUUUGCCGCCGACGAAUGGCAACAGCCACUGUUGGCCGGUUUCAUCGAGAUGUGUCUGAAGGAAGCUAAGGAAAAGGUUGCCAAGAACCCUCGUGAACCUGGUCAAUGCAAUGCUGAAACGUCCAACUAUGGCUACUGCAUGUGGCGUCAGAUGGCUCUGGCGUGCCCGAAGGACAAGCAGGAAUCCACUAAACGGUGCGAGCGGAUGCGUGAGAAGCUGGCCAAUAACGAACCAAUCCACUACUACAAGGCUGAACUAGAUGAUUAUGCCAUAGUGCGCAUCACCCAACAUGGUUUAUCCCACAAGCAUUGCUAUUCCACGGAUACACCAGCUCCAAUCGUGGAACUACCCGGUCUGGGAAAACUGAAGGGUUCGUACACCAAAGGUGCCUGGUCCGGUGUUCCGAUACAGCAAUACCUUAACGUUCGCUACGCCGAACCACCGAUCGGUCAGAACCGUUUCAAGGCACCGAUACCAGUGCAACCGUGGGAUGGAGUGCAGGACGUUUCGCAACGUGGCCGACCGUCUCCCAAUUACAAUGAAAUCAAGAAAAUUCCCAAAGAACAGCAAACAGCCGAGCUGGAGGAUUGCAUUAGCCUGUGCGUCUACACGAAGGACCCGACUGCGAAGCGUCCCGUUGCCGUGUACAUUCAUGGGGGAGGAUUCUACAGCGGUUCAGCAGCACAACAUCCGCCGGAGUAUCUGCUGGAGAAGGACAUUGUACUCGUCGUACCGCAGUACCGGCUGGGAGCGCUUGGUUUCCUCUCAACCAUGAGCGAAAACAUACCUGGAAAUGCGGCCAUUAUGGAUGUACUGCUAGCAUUCCAGUGGGUCCAGCAGUACAUCUCACACUUUGGUGGCGACCCGGAGCAAGUGACGGCCGUUGGCCAAUCGGCUGGUGCCGGUAUCCUUUCUUCGUUACUCUUCAGCCCAGCCCUUAAGGAGUCGUACUUCCAACGAGUCAUUCUACAAUCGAGUGCGGCUUUUGGUAGCUGGCAGUUCGAUCAUAAUGGUGAGCGUAAUGCUCGCGACAUUGCACGCCGGGCCGGUAUCGAUCCGAAGGCACCACUCGAUCAGAUUGAUCAGUUUUUGCUCGAACUCGACACCUACUCACUGCUCAAAGCGUACAUGCAACACUACUGGCAAGGGUUGCCUAAGGGCAUCAACAACACGGGAGGACGUAUGACGAUCGGCGGUCCAUCGAAGCUCUUUCCGGCGACACCGUAUCAGGUGAUGAAGGCCGGCGGUGGUCGGCAAAACAUUCCGAUGCUUACGGGCGUAGUGAAGGACGAGGGUACGUUCGCACUAGUCGAUGUCUUCACUAUUCUGACCGCCAUGAAGCUACACGAUAAGAAGGAUUUCCUGCGCUUCGAUAUAAUUGAGGAAAUCCAACGGAUUCUCGGUACGGUGGAGGUUACCUGUUCCGUCACUCCGUUGGCCGUGAAAAGUAUGCUCGAUACGGAAGCGGCUGCGAAUGGUGACAUCGCAAAGAUGAUUCCUGGAUUGAUCGAUCUUUGUGGAAUGCAUCUGAUAAAGUCCAGUGUACUACGUUUGGCUCAGUACAACAGUAGACACACUCCGGAGCAAACUUUCGUCUACUCGUUCGACUACCGCGGUGAACAUACUCGCUUUGGUUAUGAUCAAGACGUACGCCAUGUUCCGUUUGAUGGCGGAGUGCAUCACACCAACGACUUGCUUUACCUGUUCCCUUACCCACCGAAUGCGGCCACUCUAAAUGAACGGGAUACGAUUAUGGCAAAGCGCAUGGUUGAUCUCUGGACAUCAUUUAUCAUCGAUGGUGUCCCCUCAUCACCAGACGUUCCCCAUUGGCCAGCAUUUAAUCGUAAGUUACGGAAGACACCCCUAAGCCAUGGCUUGGAUACAUCUGACUCAUGCAUUCCAGAAAUAUUCGGUCCCUAUCUGCAACUGAACGAAACGGUUACGGUUGGCAAUAACUUCUUGGACGAGUUCACGGUCAAUGCCGAUGCCGCACGGCAAAAGAGACAGCAGCGCACCCAGAAACCGACAACGCCCGGAAACGAUAGCGACACCUCAGCCCAUCGAAGCAGCUUAAGCCAACAGAAUCUUCCCCCACAGCAGCAGCAGCAGCAGCAACAGCAACAACAACUGGUCUAG
Messenger RNA from Anopheles darlingi, 2574 nucleotides. RefSeq names its product glutactin-like. Gene Ontology annotation, molecular function: odorant binding. Lineage: Eukaryota; Metazoa; Arthropoda; Insecta; Diptera; Culicidae. Bases 1 to 2574 code for a protein of 857 amino acids. The transcript has 6 exons. The record is from RefSeq and is a predicted model, not a curated record.